This is a messenger RNA of Microplitis mediator, 3249 nucleotides long. Its product is annotated as tigger transposable element-derived protein 2-like. Lineage: Eukaryota; Metazoa; Arthropoda; Insecta; Hymenoptera; Braconidae. The record is from RefSeq and is a predicted model, not a curated record. The coding region runs from base 89 to 1810 and encodes 573 amino acids. Gene Ontology annotation, cellular component: nucleus. The transcript has 2 exons. Gene Ontology annotation, molecular function: DNA binding.
CAUUUCAACAUAUAUAUUGUAGUACCGUGUUUGUAAACAACCAGCAAAGUCUUUGAUACAUAAAAAAAUGUAAAAAACGUGAUUAAAAAUGUCAAAAAGCAGUACCACUGUCACUGAUAACGAAAAAAAAAAACGCCAGGUCAAAUCAGUGGCAUUGAACAUAAAACUCCGCGCGUUAAAAGAAAUAAAAUGUGGAAGGCCUAUAAGUAUAAUAGCCAAGAAUUUAAACGUAACAAACAAGACUGUCAAAAAUUGGUUAAAAAAUUCCGAUAAAUUACUAAAGUGGGAAGAUGAACACUGCGGUAAUUUACUAGAGCAACAAAAGCGCAUGAGAAAAGCCGAUAACGAUCUUGUUGAUAAAGCCACGUGGAUUUGGUACAAACAAAAACGUCUUCAUUCACCGGGGAUUAAUAUUCCAGGGACUCUAGUUCAAACCCAAGCAAAACAUUUCAAUGACUUGAUAAACAAAUCAAAAAAUGAGGACAAAGUAUUCGAGGCAAGUAAAGGCUGGCACGACAAGUGGCGUAAACGUAACAACAUCAGUUAUUUCAACGGUAAAAAAUUAUCUUGUGAUUCAGAAUUUUCAAAAUUGUACAAACAAGAAUUUAGUAAUUACUUACAAGCUCAACACUUGACACUAGAUCAAAUAUUUUACUGCGAUAAGACAAUUAUUAAUUACAAAGUUAUGCCAAAAAAAAUUACCGAUAGUGAUAACAAAGAACCUGAUAGUAAUAAUAGUAAUAAUAAAAAUAAUAAUAAUAAUAAUAAUAAUGAUAAUUUGAAAAGAGAGCGCGUAACAAUACUGACAUGUUGUAAUGCCACUGGUACAUUUAAAUUACCAUUACUUGUAAUCGGUAAAUAUCCGAAACCACGUGCUAUUAAAAAUUUAUCAUCGCUGCCAGUCAAUUACACGAGCGAUCCAUCGACGAAUUUAACUUAUGACAUAUUCAAAGAAUGGUUCGAAGCAGAUUUCAUACCGAGGGUUUCAAAUUUUUUGACAGAAGGAAAUCAUUCAAAUAAAAGAGCUACACUUUUUAUGGACAACUGCUUGAUAAAUCAGCCGCUUGUUGUUCAUAGUGAUGACAAUUAUUUUGAUAGUAUAAAUAUAAAACAUUUUCCUACGAACUUUACGUUAUUUAGCUCGAAUGAUGACAAUUAUUUGUUCGAUAUGAAGAAAACUUAUAGACUGAGUUUUAUGAGUCAUUUUAUUGAAAGGGCUGAUAAGUAUACGGAGAAUUUGAACCAGAUUUUGAAAGAUAUUUCAUUGAGAGACGUCAUCAAGUGGACUGAUGAGGCCUGGAAUAAAAUAAGCGAGGUCACUAUUAGGAAAUCGUGGGACUCUUUGGCGCCAGUAAAUAACGCGGGUGAUAAAAAUAUUAAUGAUGGAUUUGAAUUUAUUGGAAUUCCGUCACAAAUUAAAGAAGAGACUGAAGACGGAUUGGUGGCAAGUAAAUUACGUGAAUUUUACGAAGCGAUUCACAAAGCGGAUGUGUGGAAUGACGUUGAACAGAGUGAUGUAAAUACGUGGUUUUAUAGCAACGUUUUAUCCGAAGACUGUCUGAGUGAUAAGGAGAUAAUUAAUUUAGUGAUGGACGGAAAACACGGGGGUGAGAAAAAAAUCUGUAGUAAUACGGCUCCUGUAACGCAGGAAGUUUCUAUUUUGGCGGCAAAAAAAGCGAUCAAUACUUUGAUUAAAUAUUGCGAACAAAAUGAUGAUUGUAAAGAGGCUCUUUCUAAUUUUUAUAAAUUUAAAGACAACUUGAAAACUGGUGAAGAAGAGCAAAGCGCAGGGGAAGUUGCGACUCAAUAAAUUACAAAUUACAUUUUUUUUUUUUAGUUUUCUAUCAGAUUUGAAUUCAAAUUUUGAUUGAAAAAUUGUACGAUCAGUUUAUAUUUGAACUUUCGUUAAUCAUGUAUUUAUUUUUCUGAUAUUAUUUGGAAAAUUAAUUAUCAUAUUUAAUGAUCGUAGAAAAAAAGUAUAAUUUAAAGUUUCACAAAAAAAAAAUGCAUGUUUCUAAAAGUAUUAAUUAUUAUUAUUAAUUGCUCAUCAAAAAUUGAAGAAUUUUUUUUUUUGUUACAAAUAAAUAAAAUUAAUAAGAAUGAAAUAUUAAUUUUAUGAGAGAAAUAAUUGUAAGCUACAACCCUAUCAAAAAUUCCCAUAGAAUCCACUCAAAUGCGACAAAAACCGCAUAGAAACCAAUACAUUCUAUAGAAUUCCAUGCGGUUUUUGUCGCAUUUGAGUGGAUUCUAUGGGAAUUUUCGGAUAGGGAACGUACGCAGUUCUAAUGUGAAUAGAUAAUAAUUUUUUUAUAAGAGUAUAAUUAUUUUGGUGAGAUUUAUGUAAAAAUUACAAUAAAUGAAACCAAAAUAGCUGUCAAAACUUUGAGAUUCUAGAAAAUAUAUCUUUCGAACGGUCGAAUUUUUUAAUUGUUAAAUUAAAUAGAAGAAAAUUUAUAUCUAAGUAUCUUACAAAUAAUAAUAUUUUUCAAAUAAACAUUUUUUUCGCUAAACUAGAGAGCGCUCCACUUGCCUAAGAAUAUUUUAAAAUAGAGCACCUAUGCUAGGGUUAACGAGGGUUGAAAAAUUUAUAAUGUCUGCGCAUAUGGCAACAGUAUUAGAAUGAAAGGAAUCAAGUGAACAUAUGAAUAAAAAUUUCAUGACUCUAAACGAGAGUCGUUUUAGAAUUCAAAAGUAAUUGCCACAGUCCGACGUUAUUUCUUUUGUUCAGUAAAACUUUCCUCCAGUCUGCCGUCAAGUUCACAUCAAUUUUAGGCUGACAUACUUUUGAAUACAAAAUGACGUCAAUUUCAACUGCAGGUCAGUGUAAAUCCACUGCCGCAAUCUGAAGACAAGUCGACACAGAAAAUUGCCAUCAAAUUGUUUGCAAAACAAUUAAGUAGCAGGUGACUUUCAAAUUGACCGCAAGUUGGUGUCAUUUAAUUUGCACGUCAAAUUUUAGCAGUCAUGUUGCGGCAGUAGAUUGACGUCAAUUUACAGUCUAUGUGACUAUCAAUUGAAAGUAAAAAAAAUUAACUAAACAGCGAUCUUCAUAUCAACAGAGUCAUAAAUCAUCCGAAAUAUUUCUACUGUACGUUAUGUCGAUAUUCUGUAAAAAAAAAUAUGCAGUGAAUAGUACUGAGAUCCUUCAUAGAUGUCUCGCUCAGUACUAUUUUUUACUUUGAAUAUAAAUUUAAAAUUACAAAAAAAAAUCAAAAUAAUUAAAUUCAACCAUAAAUAAAAAAUUAAUAA